Cajanus cajan (pigeon pea) is the source of this 1376-nucleotide messenger RNA. RefSeq names its product N-acetyl-l-glutamate kinase (gene NAGK). The record is from RefSeq and is a predicted model, not a curated record. Gene Ontology annotation, biological process: L-arginine biosynthetic process. Gene Ontology annotation, molecular function: ATP binding; L-glutamate N-acetyltransferase activity, acting on acetyl-CoA as donor; acetylglutamate kinase activity. Gene Ontology annotation, cellular component: cytoplasm; chloroplast thylakoid. NCBI's taxonomy places the organism in Eukaryota, Viridiplantae, Streptophyta, Magnoliopsida, Fabales, Fabaceae.
UAGCACGUGGGGAAAAUUACCUUACAUAGACAGUUGUCUUGUAUUAUAAUGUAUGAGAUGAGAAAGAGCAAUAGCCGUGGAAGUCCGAAACCCUUCUUCAGUCUGCAACUUUUCACUUCACACUUGAAACUGAGCUUGUGACACAAUGAUGGGAGGAGCAGCAGCCAAAACCCUAACAAAUCUUUGCCCCUCUUUCCCAUUCACAACCAAAACCCAAAACCCACUCACCCACCCCUCUCUCUCAUUCCCUUCCACUCGUCUUCGCCACCGCCCCAUUUCAGCCGUCGCCAACCCGGUCCAACCUCCGCCCACCACCGCCGAGUCAGCCACUCCGGGCCAGUACCGAGUCGACGUCCUCUCAGAAUCGCUCCCCUUCAUCCAGAAAUUCCGCGGCAAGACCAUCGUCGUCAAGUACGGCGGUGCCGCCAUGAAGUCCCCGGAGCUGCAGGCCUCCGUGAUCAACGACCUCGUCCUCCUCGCCUGCGUCGGCCUCCGCCCCGUCAUGGUCCACGGCGGUGGCCCCGAGAUCAACUCCUGGCUCGGCCGCCUCAACAUCCCCGCCGUCUUCCGCGACGGCCUCCGCGUCACCGACGCCGACACAAUGGAGAUCGUCUCCAUGGUCCUCGUCGGAAAAGUCAACAAAACCCUAGUCUCCCUCAUUAACAAGGCCGGCGCCACCGCCGUCGGCCUCUCCGGCAUGGAUGGCCGCCUCCUCACCGCGCGCCCCAGCCCCAAGGCCGCCGACCUAGGGUUCGUCGGCGAGGUGGCCAGGGUGGACCCCGCCGUCCUCCGCUCCCUCAUCGAGAGCAGCCACAUUCCCGUGGUGACCUCCGUGGCGGCGGACGAGUUCGGACAGCCGUACAACAUCAACGCCGACACCGUGGCCGGAGAAUUGGCGGCGGCGCUGGGCGCGGAGAAGCUGAUUCUGCUGACCGAUGUUGCGGGGAUUUUGGAAGAUCGGAACGACCCUAACAGCUUGGUGAAAAAGAUUGACAUAAAAGGGGUGAAAAAAAUGAUGGAAGAUGGCAAGGUCGGUGGUGGAAUGAUUCCGAAGGUUAAUUGUUGCGUGCGAUCGCUGGCGCAAGGGGUUACCACUGCGAGUAUUAUUGAUGGUAGGGUUCCUCACUCUUUGUUACUCGAGAUUUUGACUGAUGAAGGUGCUGGAACUAUGAUCACUGGCUAAAUGUAUCUCUUUUGGUUGCUCAUGGUCUUUGUCUUUGUGUUGCGAUUCUUUCUUUUCAAUCCUUGAGGUUGCAUUGCAGCACUUGUUUUGUUAGAUUCCUCAUUGUUUAAGUGCUUGUCAUGUAAUGUAAGACAUGGUUGAAUUGAAGGCAAAUGCAUCAAACUAGUACCAUACAGCAAAGAAAUUUUUUUAC